Molecule: messenger RNA, 1458 nt
Organism: Penicillium bovifimosum
Lineage: Eukaryota; Fungi; Ascomycota; Eurotiomycetes; Eurotiales; Aspergillaceae
Product: aldehyde dehydrogenase family protein
Exons: 4
Coding region: 1-1458 (485 amino acids)
Molecular function (GO): aldehyde dehydrogenase (NAD+) activity
Source: RefSeq, a predicted model, not a curated record
AUGACAUCUACCAUUGUAAAGGAAGCCGAGACCCGGUUGUUCAUCAACAAUGAGUUCCGUCCGGCCUCCGAUUCAGGCACCUUUGAGCUGAAAUCACCGUCCACUCGUGAGACAGUUGCUCAAGUGCCCGAGGCGACAAUCGAAGACGCAAAUGUCGCAGUCGCAGCAGCCAAAGCCGCCUUCCCAGCAUGGUCGGCACUGUCUCCCAACGUCAGGGGGGAAUACCUGAGAAAGUUGGCCCAGUUAAUACUCGAAGCUGAGGAUGAGCUGGCUCAUCUAGACGCUGUCUCUAUGGGACGUCCUGUAUCCGCCUACAAGGAUGCGAAAGUCGGCGCACAGAAGCUGCAGUAUUAUGCGUCUGCUGGCUGGGAUAACCACGGCCAGACAAGCUUGCUGACACCUGGCUUCGUCAAUAUGACCUUCAAGCAGCCGUUCGGUGUGGUUGCUGCGAUCAUUCCUUGGAAUGUGCCCGUUUUAUUCCUUGUUGAUAAGAUGGCCCCGGCUCUUGCUGCGGGGAAUACCAUUGUUAUCAAGAGUAGUGAGAAAGCUCCGUUAACGUGCGCCAAGGUUGCUCAGCUCAUUCAGAAGAUCGGGUUUCCUCCAGGUGUGGUGAACAUCCUAUCUGGCCAUGGGCACAUUUCAGGCUCCACGCUUUCCCAUCACAUGGACGUACGGAUGAUCACAUUCACUGGGUCCGGAAGAGCGGGACGUCUGAUUCAGCAAGCUGCAGCAAAAUCGAAUAUGAAGAACGUGCUAUUCGAGCUCGGCGGCAAGUCACCCGCCGUAAUAUUUGGAGAUGCGGAUCUCGAACGCGUAGCGAAAGAGACUGCGAACAGUAUAAGAUUUAACAGCGGCCAAGUCUGCAUGGCCACCUCUCGAAUUUACGUUCACUCAUCUAUCGCAGAUCAUUUCCUCUCGAUGUUCAAGGAGAAGCUGCAAGCCAUUACUCCCGGUGAUCCUACCGAUCCGAAGGUCGAUCACGGGCCCCAGGCUGACGAAGCCCAGUUCAAUGCCGUCAAAAGAUUCAUCGAGCUUGGAAAGAAAGAUGGCAAGCUUCUCCUCGGUGGAGAUUCACUUCCCGACCACGAGGGAUACUAUGUCCAGCCAACUAUUUUCUUCGAAACGCCUGAAAAUGCGCAGAUCAUGAAAGAGGAGAUAUUUGGGCCGGUGGUCAAUGUUAAUGUGUUUGAGAGUGAGGAGGAGGUGAUCGGGAAAGUCAAUGACACCGAGUAUGGACUCUAUGCUUCGGUUUAUACACGUGAUAUUGAGCGGGCUUUGCGGUUUGCGAAGUCGAUGGAGGCUGGGAGUGUUGGUAUCAAUUGUACUAGCCCGACUGGGGCUUUUGAUAUGCCAUUUGGGGGUUGGAAGUCGAGUGGCAUUGGGCGAGAGGGGAUUCAUUACAGCAUGAACCAAUAUUUGGAGACAAAGACUGUGCUGAUGAGGAUUGGUGAUUCUUGA